Penicillium brevicompactum is the source of this 1584-nucleotide messenger RNA. RefSeq names its product DUF4238 domain-containing protein. NCBI's taxonomy places the organism in Eukaryota, Fungi, Ascomycota, Eurotiomycetes, Eurotiales, Aspergillaceae. The transcript is spliced from 5 exons. The record is from RefSeq and is a predicted model, not a curated record. The coding region runs from base 1 to 915 and encodes 304 amino acids.
AUGAAGCCAUUAAAGCAGAACCAUCACUUUAUCCCACGUUUUAUCUUAAGAAACUUUGUACCGGAGAAUCAACCACCAGCAAGGCCAGCUGCGGAAGCUGGUACGACGAAGAUAAAUAAACGUCGUGGCCGUGAUUUUCUUGUGAACAAGAUUGAUCUUGAAAGAUGCGGCCUCGGUCAGCGACCUGUCUCAUCCGAAUUUUCCCUCGUGGACUUAUAUCGUGAUACUGGUUUCGAAGAAGAUCCUUAUCAUCUCGAGAAGAAGCUUUCACGUCUUGAGUCUCAGACGAGCGAGAUCAUCCGUCGUGCAUGCAACCUGUUCUCUCAAGGCCUGGACCUUGAAAUGGACCGCAUUGAGCUUGACAGGCUCCGGAAGUUUCUUUUUCUAAUGAAAUAUCGAAACUCGGGAAUGUUUGACCGAUACAACCAUAAUCAGAUUGACCAAUACGAGGCGGAUGACCGAAAAAGAUUGUCAAGUUAUAUGCAGUCAAAGGGGUUUACGAGACCGCGUGACGUGUGGUUUGAUAACCUGCGUCGAUUCUUGGAUCUUGAUAUGGACCCCGCGAGGGACUGGAUUGACACCCUCAAAGCGCAAAUCUACCCUGAAGAUGCUGCGAUGAUGCAAAUACAUCUAACUUGGAGUUUCAUAGCGUUCUGUGAACCGACCAAUCCAGGGGAUGAAUUUCUGCUGACUCAAAAUGCGUACUCCAUUUUUGAAGGCCCGUCAACAACGAGAUAUAACGUGAUUACCCAAAAGACCGAUGCCAACUUUUAUACCGAUCAGAAGGUCAAUCGCAAGAUUGGCUCAGGGAGACGCGAAAUCGACUUGCGGCGGCAGUUCAAUCUCAACAUCUCAAUCCAGAAAAAGCAGGAUCAAUACUACACGAUCUUCCCGUUCGACCAUGUCGCCCUAUAAGAAGCCCAUACCACCUCAUCAAUCAUCUAUCACUCUCAAGGAUCGCUGAAAUCAAGCUUAGAACAAUUUUUCAAAUCGGAGACGACUGGCAUGAAAGCUGUUCUUGAUCCACGUCACAUCCGUCAUCUAUACUUGAUAGCGCUUGAGAAAAUCGCCCGUGAUCUUGGAAGUUCUGUUAGUUGCAGAAUGAAUGCGCUUUGCGGUGUUUCGUCACCUCCACGCAUGCACAUGUCCUCAUUUGUGGCGUACACAGUUGCCUCUAAACUUCUACCUGAGAAGCAUACGGAAAUGCUUCCCCGAGCCUAUUCGCUGAUGAAUGCAGAAGCAAGCGAAAGAGCUUUUUGGAGCGAUACCCACCAAGCCGGUCUCAUGAUGAUGUUGAGGACUAAACUUGACCGGGCUUUGAAAACUUCAAGCCUCUCUAAUGAAGCAAAAUUUGAGGUUCGCAGUAACUUACGUGGAUUUUUCAUGGAAUUUCCCCCUGAAAGGUUAUGGCUGUAUCUGAAAAUCUCACGAAACAUGAACAAGUUUGAUGAUCAAGACUUCACCAAGCAGAUUCUUGAUUUUGAACUCGAGGGCCCAGAAGAUGAUUUUCCCAGAUACAUAGCGUUAUUCCCUAGCCAGCGAACGAAUCUCGUGAAAGCCAUGUACUACAGAGCUAUAGUGUAG